Molecule: messenger RNA, 734 nt
Organism: Puccinia graminis f. sp. tritici CRL 75-36-700-3
Lineage: Eukaryota; Fungi; Basidiomycota; Pucciniomycetes; Pucciniales; Pucciniaceae
Exons: 1
Coding region: 54-677 (207 amino acids)
Cellular component (GO): nucleus
Source: RefSeq, a predicted model, not a curated record
ACUUUCUCAAGUUUCCCCCUCUCCUUGAAGGACCAGCCCAACCGCAUCGAAAAAUGAACAGCAGCACUAUCCGUCGAUCCAUAGGUCUAACUGGCUCCCUCGCCCGCCAAAAACGUGUAAACAGGUCGUCUCCUCUUCCGGCCGCUCAAGAUCCCCAGGCCGGCCCAUCAGGCUCGAAAGCAGUCACAGAAGAAGCCCCAGAAAAUCGAUUGUUCAAUCAUUCACAAGAGCAGAAGGACGAAGACAAGCCACAGUGGCUAAUUCACAAGGAAGCCCUUCGUCGAAAGUUCCCCGAUGGUUGGAAUCCGCCCAAGAAGAUCUCGCGCCCGUCGAUGGCCCUCCUGCGGACACUCCAUCAAACCGAUCCAAACCAAUUCUCACUCUCGAUCCUCUCUGAAAAAUUCAAGAUCAGUCCUGAGGCCGUCCGAAGAAUCCUCAGAUCUAAAUGGGAACCUAAUCAAGAGACCGCCAAGAAAACCGAACAACGUCAACAAACAGUAGGCGCCGCUCACAGCUCAGAUGGCUGGGUCCAUCACGAAAAGCUGGAGACUGAUCAGAUCCCCCUCAACCUCGCUCACACCCUUCAGUCCUCACUACCAAGCUCCUCAAAGAUUUCUUCUUCUUCUUUCCCAAGAAAAUCUCAGCCCAGAAGUUCCUAUAAUCAUUUCAAGAAAUGAAAAAAAAAAGUUUUCGAAUUAAUUGACCCACUACUAAGCUCAGCUCCCUCAUUACAU